Messenger RNA from Miniopterus natalensis, 4453 nucleotides. It is a transcript of the gene OGDH, whose product is annotated as oxoglutarate dehydrogenase. Gene Ontology annotation, cellular component: oxoglutarate dehydrogenase complex; mitochondrion. Gene Ontology annotation, molecular function: thiamine pyrophosphate binding; oxoglutarate dehydrogenase (succinyl-transferring) activity. The record is from RefSeq and is a predicted model, not a curated record. Gene Ontology annotation, biological process: tricarboxylic acid cycle. NCBI's taxonomy places the organism in Eukaryota, Metazoa, Chordata, Mammalia, Chiroptera, Miniopteridae.
GCAGCGCCCCACGUGCGCGGAGCCCCUCCGCGCUCACCGCCCCGUGCUCGGUACCCCACGGCACCCGUCCCUCCUCUGAGCUCCUCGGGGCGACGCCCUUGCCGAGCGGUCACCCCGCAGCCCCCACGUCCUCGCCCUCCGCGAGGUCCGACGGCCGACCGGAGGAAGAGCCUGUCGCGGGCCGGCCCUCUCCGGAGCCCCCGGGCUUGUGUACGUCGGGACUGACGGCGUGAAACUGGCGGCUGAGCGGACGGGCACCCGCCGUCCGCCUUCGCCCGGAACAGAGGAGCCAUGUCCCCGGGGCCGAGGUGCCCUUUUGGCGGCCCCGCACUUUGCCGCGGGACCGGACGCCACCGCUGCGAGCACCUCGCGCCCUGCAGCCUGAGGACGUGCCCCAGGCGAAGGGGUUUGCAGCAGACACGCGAGGAUUCUCGUGCAGAACCCCCCCCCCCAGGGCGAAAACUGCAGUAGGACCCGUGCUCGCAGAGUAGCUGAGGACUGACUCGGGAGGCUGGGGAAAGAUCUCGAGCGGCUGUGAGAAACAGGACAAGGAUGUUUCACUUAAGGACUUGUGCUACUAAGUUGAGGCCGUUGACGGCCUCACAGACUGUUAAGACAUUUUCCCAAAACAGACCAGCAGCCGCCAGGACGUUUGGGCAGAUCCGGUGCUAUACUGCCCCCGUGGCUGCGGAGCCCUUCCUGAGCGGGACUAGCUCCAACUAUGUGGAGGAGAUGUACUAUGCCUGGCUGGAGAACCCCAAGAGUGUUCACAAGUCAUGGGACAUUUUUUUCCGCAACACCAAUGCCGGGGCGCCCCCAGGCACUGCCUACCAGAGUCCACUCCCCCUGAGCCUGGGUACCCUGUCAGCUGUGGCCCGAGCACAGCCCCUGGUGGCUGCACAGCCCAACGUGGACAAGCUGGUGGAGGACCACCUGGCGGUGCAGUCUCUCAUCAGGGCCUACCAGAUACGAGGGCAUCAUGUAGCACAGCUGGACCCCCUGGGAAUUUUGGAUGCCGAUCUGGACUCCUCCGUGCCCGCUGACAUUAUCUCAUCCACAGACAAACUUGGGUUCUAUGGCCUGGACGAGUCUGACCUGGACAAGGUCUUCCACCUGCCGACCACCACGUUCAUUGGGGGGCAGGAGUCGGCGCUGCCUCUGCGGGAGAUCAUCCGGCGGCUAGAGAUGGCCUACUGCCAGCACAUCGGGGUAGAGUUCAUGUUCAUCAAUGACCUGGAGCAGUGCCAGUGGAUCCGGCAGAAGUUCGAGACACCCGGGGUCAUGCAGUUCACCAAUGAGGAGAAGCGCACACUGCUGGCCCGGCUGGUGCGGUCCACCAGGUUCGAGGAGUUCCUACAGAGGAAGUGGUCAUCUGAGAAGCGCUUUGGCCUGGAGGGCUGUGAGGUGCUGAUCCCGGCCCUCAAGACCAUCAUCGACAAGUCCAGUGAGAAUGGCGUGGACCAAGUGAUUAUGGGGAUGCCGCACAGGGGGCGACUGAACGUGCUGGCAAACGUCAUCAGGAAGGAGCUGGAGCAGAUCUUCUGUCAGUUUGACUCAAAGCUGGAGGCCGCAGACGAGGGCUCUGGGGAUGUGAAGUACCACCUGGGCAUGUACCACCGGAGGAUCAACCGCGUGACAGACAGGAACAUCACCUUGUCACUGGUGGCCAACCCCUCCCACCUUGAGGCCGCCGACCCGGUGGUGAUGGGCAAGACCAAAGCCGAACAGUUUUACUGUGGGGACACCGAGGGGAAGAAGGUCAUGGCCAUCCUUCUGCACGGGGAUGCCGCGUUUGCCGGCCAGGGCAUUGUGUACGAGACCUUCCACCUGAGCGAUCUGCCAUCCUACACGACCCACGGCACCGUCCAUGUGGUGGUCAACAACCAGAUCGGCUUCACCACAGAUCCUCGCAUGGCCCGCUCCUCGCCCUACCCCACUGACGUGGCACGAGUCGUGAAUGCCCCCAUUUUCCAUGUAAACUCUGAUGACCCAGAGGCCGUCAUGUAUGUGUGCAAGGUGGCUGCUGAGUGGAGGAACACUUUCCAUAAGGACGUGGUGGUGGACCUGGUGUGUUACCGGCGCAACGGCCAUAACGAGAUGGAUGAGCCCAUGUUCACGCAGCCGCUGAUGUACAAGCAGAUCCGCAAGCAGAAGCCGGUGCUGCAGAAGUACGCGGAGCUGCUGGUGUCGCAGGGUGUGGUCAACCAGCCCGAGUACGAGGAGGAGAUCUCUAAGUACGACAAGAUCUGUGAGGAGGCCUUCGCCCGGUCCAAGGAUGAGAAAAUUCUGCACAUCAAGCACUGGCUGGACUCCCCCUGGCCUGGCUUCUUCACACUGGAUGGGCAGCCCAGAAGCAUGACCUGCCCCUCCACGGGCCUGACGGAGGACAUCCUGACGCAUAUCGGGAAUGUGGCCAGCUCCGUGCCCGUGGAGAACUUCACCAUCCAUGGGGGGCUGAGCCGGAUCUUGAAGACGCGCGGGGAGCUGGUAAAGAACAGGACGGUGGACUGGGCCCUGGCGGAGUACAUGGCUUUCGGCUCCCUGCUGAAGGAAGGCAUCCACAUCCGGCUGAGUGGCCAGGAUGUGGAGCGGGGCACUUUUAGCCACCGCCACCAUGUGCUCCACGACCAGAACGUGGACAAGAAGACCUGCAUCCCCAUGAACCACCUGUGGCCCAACCAGGCCCCCUACACUGUGUGCAACAGCUCGCUGUCUGAGUACGGGGUCCUGGGCUUUGAGCUGGGCUUUGCCAUGGCCAGUCCCAAUGCCCUGGUGCUCUGGGAGGCCCAGUUUGGCGACUUCCACAACACAGCCCAAUGCAUCAUCGACCAGUUCAUCUGCCCUGGGCAGGCCAAGUGGGUGCGGCAGAAUGGCAUCGUGCUCCUGCUGCCCCAUGGCAUGGAGGGCAUGGGCCCAGAACAUUCCUCUGCCAGGCCCGAGCGGUUCCUACAGAUGUGCAACGAUGACCCUGACGUCCUACCAGACCUCCAGGAAGCCAACUUUGACAUAAGUCAGCUGUACGACUGCAACUGGGUGGUUGUCAACUGCUCCACGCCCGGCAACUUCUUCCAUGUGCUGCGCCGCCAGAUCCUCCUGCCCUUCCGGAAGCCGUUAAUCAUCUUCACCCCCAAGUCCCUGCUGCGGCAUCCCGAGGCCAGGACCAGCUUCGACGAGAUGCUUCCAGGGACUCAUUUCCAGCGGGUGAUCCCAGAAGAUGGCCCUGCAGCCCAGAACCCAGAAAACGUCAAGAGACUUCUGUUCUGCACCGGCAAAGUGUACUAUGACCUCACCCGAGAGCGCAAAGCGCGGGACAUGGUGGAGCAGGUGGCCAUCACAAGGAUUGAGCAGCUGUCGCCGUUCCCCUUCGACCUGCUGCUACAGGAGGUGCAGAAGUACCCCGGGGCCGAGCUGGCCUGGUGCCAGGAGGAGCACAAGAACCAGGGCUACUACGACUACGUGAAGCCCCGGCUGCGGACCACCAUCAACCGCGCCAAACCCGUGUGGUAUGCUGGCCGCGACCCAGCGGCAGCUCCCGCCACCGGCAACAAGAAGACGCACCUCACGGAGCUGCAGCGCCUGCUGGACACAGCCUUUGACCUGGACGCCUUCAAGAAUUUCUCAUAGAUGCUGCCCAGCCACUGGGCCGCUGGCCUCCACGUCCACCACUGCCCUUGCUUUUCAACUAAAGAAUACAUAGUGCCUCAGUGCUGCCCACGCCUCCGCCCGUGACCCCACACUCCUCUCGCGCACUUAGCAACUAGGUUGCCCCUCGCAAGGCAGGUGCUCCCCAGGCUCCAUGACUUCUGUCUGCUGAGCAGCCUUCCCAGAGGCUGUGGGAACUGGAGGAGAGGGAGCCCUGCAGGUGUCCUGGGAGGAUUGGCCAUCCCCAUCCCCAGCUUCACCCCAAGGACUGCCUCGUGGGGCUUACCACCCAGCAAGGGGUCCUGCAUCCGCUGGAGGUGGAUUCCUCUUCCUGGGUGGAGCCCCAGACACCUGGCAGGAGCCUUUGCCAUCAGAGGCCCUGUGGAGUAGGCAGGGCAGCUGACAGGAUGGCCUGGACCUGACCUGGCAAGAGAGCGGGUCCACUCUCCAUGGUGUCCACUCCACCUCUCAGAGGGUUCUGGGCGUGCAUGAGGCCAGAGAGUGGGUAGUCAAAAAGCUCCACUCGGCCCCACAGCCAGGGCGCAUCUACUGGUCUGGGUCCUGCCCCCUGAUCACCUCCACCUUUGCCCCUUACACAUCCCAGACUUCUCUCCUGUGUCCCUCUCACACUGGAGACCCUGGAGUGUUCUCUCCCUGCUGUGCCAAAGCCAGUCAGGAGGGGCAGGGGGCAGGGUGGGAACCUCCCUCAUCUGUCACAAGGACAGAUCUGAUUUAUUUAUUUUGGUUUAAAAAAAACAACAACAACUUUGCAUUGCAUUUGGCUUGACUCAUAAACUAAGUUAUCGGUGGA